UUGACUAUUUCGAUACAACUAGAGCGUUUGGCAUUCGAAGCAUGAUGUUGCGUGCCAAUAGACAUAAACAAAAGUGGUCGUGCAAAUUUACUGACGUCGCCUUAUAGGAAAUUUGAUCGUCUGACAUCUGAUUCUUUUAAUCUUUAACAUUAGUUGAAUAUAUACGUAGGAAAACAAAAGACCAAAAUGGCCGAAUUACCGACAUUGUUACAGUUCUAUAUGUCGAUGCCACCGGUAACCCGGGCCUAUACUACCGCCUGUGUUCUGACAACGUUGGCCGUGCAAUUGGAACUAGUCUCACCAUUUCAGCUUUAUUUCAAUCCAAAUUUGAUAUUUCAAAAGUUUCAGAUUUGGCGCCUCGUUACGACAUUCCUAUUUCAUGGGCCACUGGGUUUCAGUUUCAUGUUCAACAUAAUAUUCACUUAUCGACAUUGUGCGAUGCUUGAAGAGGGUACUUUUCGUUCCAGGACUGCCGAUUUUUGUUACAUGUUCUUGAUUGGUGCUUCACUCAUGUGUAUAAUGGGCUUUUUCGUAAAUCUUUUAUUCUUGGGUCACGCAUUCACUAUAAUGUUGGUCUAUGUUUGGAGCCGUCAGAAUGAACAUGUCCUUAUGAGCUUCUUUGGCCUUUUUCAUUUUCACGCUCCUUAUCUCCCAUGGGUUUUGUUUGGUUUCUCAUUCAUUUUGGGGAAUUCGAUUCUCGUAGACCUGUUGGGUAUCGCCGUUGGUCAUAUUUACUACUAUCUGGAAACAGUAUGCCCACGACGGUUUGGUUUUAGGCUAUUGAAGACGCCUUAUUUCUUAGAGCGGUUGUUCCAAAAUGAUGAAGAAGAAGCCGAAGCUGCUUAUGAUUAUGUUGAUCCUAGGGUCGUCGAUGAUCGUGAUGAUCACUGAACAUAAAAACAAACUACCCAUUCUUAAUGGUCUCUGUGAUCAUUACCUGUAUCAUACCGGAUAGAGCGAUAUUUUGGCAAUUGAGUUAAGCCAGUAACCCUGAAAGUAAUAUCUAAAAAUUGUUAUAAUAAAUCCUGGUUAAUUGUUCAUUGUAUAGAAAGCAUCACAAAUAAAGUUUUAUUUUUGAUAAUUGUUCAUACAA
This is a messenger RNA of Dermatophagoides farinae (American house dust mite), 1093 nucleotides long. RefSeq names its product Derlin 2 (gene Der-2). NCBI's taxonomy places the organism in Eukaryota, Metazoa, Arthropoda, Arachnida, Sarcoptiformes, Pyroglyphidae. The record is from RefSeq and is a predicted model, not a curated record.